AUGCCUCCCAGGAGAUCGCACAAGAAGUCGAGAGCUGGUUGCAAGCGGUGCAAGUCGCGCAAGAUCAAGGUACUGUCGCCCCGUCUCCGUGCUCUACCCCUGUCUCAUCCACGACGACGUCCUACUCGUCCAACGACUAAUACUCUACCUUGUCGAAAGUGCGAUGAAGUCCAUCCGAGAUGCGGCAAUUGCGUCAAGCACGGCGUGCCUUGUGACUUUGAGAACCCGGACAUCCUUGACGACCUUCUCACCGCCUUGACACCAUCGAACACCCAAUCAUCACACUCUCCCAUCGACAGAGCUUCGUCCGCCGCACCUUCGCCUUCCGCCCUUGGUUCGAAUCGAGGCAAAACGCCGUCCUUCGCCGGCUCGCCUCCUACCAUGAACUACACGCCGCUCUACACCAUGCCCACUACCACCGCCAUUUCCGCUACCACGACGACUAGCAAUCGACUUCUGGAGCUGCGCCUGAUGCACCAAUUCACGUCAAUGACAUCCCAUACCCUGGUGGUCAACACGCCCGCCACUCACGAUAUCUGGAUGAACACGGUCCCGAAGCUGGCCUUCGGCGGUGCCGAUUAUCUGGCGGAUGCCAUGCUCGCUGUGUCAGCGUUGCACUUGCGCUCCCUAAAUCCCGACGACAAGACUCUCAUACGAGCCUCGCACUCUUACAUGGCCUCUUCACUGGCCGCGUACUGCGCUUGUCUCCAAAACGGCAUCACGGAGGCCAACGCCGAGGCUCUCUUCCUCACAGCCGCUCUCAUCGCCUUCCAGUCGACCGCUUCCCGUAUUUUUAUCCGCGACGAGGCCGACCCCAACGAUCCCGCCAGCGCCUACUCGCUGCCGCUUUCGUGGUUCCACGCAUUUCAAGGGGUCAAGACGGUCGUGGCGACAUCCUGGCCCUGGAUCCGCAACAGCGGUGUUGUCAUUCCCAUCAUUGACUCUCAGCCUGUCCUCCAGCUGGACCUAGACGCAACAUCACCCAACUCCUUUUUCGGAAAGUUGCUUGACAACCUGGAGGAAGAGCUCCAGGGCGAAGACGUCAUCAUGGCCAUGUCAACGAGACAGUCGUACCAACACGCUGUUGCUGUACUGAAUUGGGCGCAUAAACUGCCUCAUCGUGGUGCUGCCCUUGCUUUCCCUGCUACGGUCUCGAAGCGGUUCAUCGACUUGUUAGAAGAACGCCGCCCUCGCGCCUUGACCAUUCUCGCCAGCUUCUUUGCGCUGCUUAAGGGUUAUGAGUCGGCCGUGUGGUGGUUGGACGGCGUCGCGCGCAGAGAGGUUAUGGGCAUUGUUUCGCAAUUCGAAGCCACCAGCUCCUGGUGGCAGCACCUCGAGUGGCCUGUUCGGAUCGCCCUGUACAAGAACUCGAUCAUUCCUCCAGAGGUUUGGGGAUCUGACUGGGUCACUGAGGAAAGCAAAGCGGACAAGGGUCAUAACAUGACUGCCGAGUCGUUUGUGAACCACAUUGAAAUCCUGACAGGUGCGUUUGCCAGGGCGCAACACCUUCACGUACCGGGCAUCGCCGUCCCGACACAUGCGAUGUAG
This is a messenger RNA of Colletotrichum higginsianum IMI 349063, 1548 nucleotides long. Its product is annotated as C6 zinc finger protein. Bases 1 to 1548 code for a protein of 515 amino acids. Gene Ontology annotation, molecular function: zinc ion binding; DNA-binding transcription factor activity, RNA polymerase II-specific. The record is from RefSeq and is a predicted model, not a curated record. Gene Ontology annotation, biological process: regulation of transcription by RNA polymerase II. NCBI's taxonomy places the organism in Eukaryota, Fungi, Ascomycota, Sordariomycetes, Glomerellales, Glomerellaceae. The transcript has a single exon.